AUGUUGCAGUUUUUCUAUAGUGGUUGCCCUCCUUCUACAGCAAAUGUUGACGAAGUUUUUGUUAUUGCACACAAAUAUGAAGUCGAGCCGUUAAAAUAUGAAUGCGAAAUUAUUAUAUCUUCCCAGAUUUCGGAAAUCAAUUUUCUUCAAUAUUGUGGGACUAUUUCUUUGUACGGAGCUCCAACUGUGGAAAAGGCUUGUAUAAAUUAUAUUCGAAACAACAGGAAAAUUUUUCUGAGUAGCAAUGUGUGGGAAGAAGUGAAAAAUACAUAUACAAAACUGGCCCUUCAAUUUUUGGAAUUACUCGUAAUUGACGAUAUCGACAAGGAAUGA
Molecule: messenger RNA, 333 nt
Organism: Meloidogyne enterolobii
Lineage: Eukaryota; Metazoa; Nematoda; Chromadorea; Rhabditida; Meloidogynidae
Source: the annotation of a GenBank genome assembly